AUGAUUGCAGCAGCUUUUGGGGCAGAAGUGCAAGACACAUUCGGGCAACAUGCGGUCUCGAAGAUGCCAUCCGGCGGGGUGAUUAAGCGACUUGGCAAGGCCAAGAUGACAGGUCAUGCAGCUAUGUGUCGGGAUAUCCUCGCUAAAGCGGGCUUGUCAGCAAACAUUGCAAUGACUGCUAAGAAGUUCCUUGCACAUAAUCAUCAUGUCAUUUGCCCGGCGGACUAUGUUUCAGCAUUGGCUGCAACUGGAAAGCUUCAGAACCUUACGGGCGACCAGCCAUUGCAACCAACAUUAUUGCGAUUCUGGGAACUCUUUGCAGCUUACCGCCCUGGCCAUCCUGCGCUAGCAAAUGGUCUGGAAGCGUGCGCUUUUUCUGUUCCCAUACUUUUAUUUGGUGAUGAGGGACGGGCUCUCAAGAAGCAAGCGGCCAUGGUGCUAGGUUGGGAGCCUAUGAUAGGAUAUGGGUGCCUCAGUCAUUGCGACGAUGACCCUUCGCCUUUGCAUGGUCACAUGCUGAACAGGACAGGGUCUACGUACAAGACACGUGUGCUCUACACGAUUAGGUACAAAAGAUCAUACGGGAAAAAAAGUCAAGUGCUACUGGAGCUGAUUCAGAGCUGGGCCACUGACCAUGCAGCAGCAAUGGCAGGAAUCGAUGUCAUGUACGAGGGCGCCAAGAUCUCUCUGAAGCUGGUUCCCAUGGGCCUCAAAUCAGACUGGGCGGCUAUGGCAAAGCUUGGUCAACUGGGACGUUCAUUUUAUCAUGAUAGUACCCCAUUUGGCAAAGGCAUCUGCCAUUUAUGCUUGGGGAAUACCGAGGCAUGCCAUGAGUGGACAACUGAAACAUGGAAAACCACAAUGGGUGACAGCUACUUUCCCCCGUGGUCGGUGGAGCCACAUCUCGUGCAAUGGCUAUGUGCAGAUUAUGAGAAUGACUGGGAGAAGGCAGCUUUCUUUCGACUGGAUCUCUUUCAUAUUUGCCACAAAGGCACCAUGGCCGAGCUUGCUGGGUCAGCGCUGGUCACGAUCCUGGACACAAAUUUGUUUGCUACUGCGGGAUCCUUUGAGACGAAGAUGGAAGGUAUCUUCAUGCUCCUGAAGAAGUUCGCUAAGGAUGAACACUUGUCGUUGCAUAUGAGCGCGUUGACAAGAACCCUGCUUCGCUUUCCUGAUGCCAACAGCUUUCCGGCGGGGCCACUUCAAUUACUUAGCAUGGAGGUUGUGUGA
Messenger RNA from Symbiodinium pilosum, 1230 nucleotides. The record is from the annotation of a GenBank genome assembly. NCBI's taxonomy places the organism in Eukaryota, Dinophyceae, Suessiales, Symbiodiniaceae.